This is a messenger RNA of Hordeum vulgare subsp. vulgare (domesticated barley), 982 nucleotides long. RefSeq lists its product as uncharacterized. NCBI's taxonomy places the organism in Eukaryota, Viridiplantae, Streptophyta, Magnoliopsida, Poales, Poaceae. The coding region runs from base 27 to 845 and encodes 272 amino acids. The record is from RefSeq and is a predicted model, not a curated record. The transcript has 6 exons.
UGCUCCAGGCCCGCGGAUCUCACGCCAUGCGGGCGGUCGGAGGUGGAGGUGGUGCUGGCGGUGCCGGAGACUACUCCGGCUUCCCUGAUGACGCGGCCAAAGGUCAGGCGGACCAAGUGAUAGAACUCGUCCAGCUCCGCGCCAGGCUCUACGUCAUGGCCGACAAGGUGCCCGUGUCUGAGGGGGCAGAGCUUCGUUCAAUUAUGGCUGAAAUCGGUUCGAUAGACUUAUCGGCGCCCAUUUACCAUUGGGUGGUGCCCCGCAUCAAGGAAAGACUCCACCGCAUCAUGGGGAAUCAGAUAUAUAAAGCAGUGAUGGAGUGGGGUGAGGAAUCCACAAAACUGAGUCUGCAGCAGACGAUCCUUCUUAACUGUGGUUCCACCAUCACCAGCUUGAGUAAGAUGGUUAUGGCACAGACCCACUUCUCCAUAAUGCAUUCAUAUUCAAGUAAAUCGGCUCUGCCCUUUGACCAUCCGGUUCAUGAUCCUGCUCCCAGGUUUAUCAAGACACUUGCAGACAUUGCUGAACGGCUCUAUGUGAACAUGGACUUCUUGUGCUUCACUGUUCAGCUCCCUGUUACCUUGCAGCAGAUGGCGACCAACAAUUCCAAGGGACUACUUCAGGCGUUCGAGGCUGCGAGCGACUUCAAUCAGGUGAUAAACCCGGCUGUCAGUAAGGACAUGGACACGCUGAAGGAACUCCAGAUGUACCACCGCAUGCUGCAGGCGGAGGAUUACAAAGCACUUGACUACGUGGUCGGACCACUGCAGGGGCAUGUCUGGGCCGUGGCCAAAGCACUCUACAAUCUCAACGAUGAGCUGAAGCCGCUUCGCCUACAUGCUUAAGCGCUCGCCGCUGCGCACUUUAUAAUUUGAUUCCGUUGGUCUAUCGAGUAUUGGAUUUUGAUUUUUAAUUGCUACGUUAACCGUGGAUUUUGCAUGGAACGUUUGCCUAUUGCUCAAAAUCUGGAUGAACGUUUGUC